GAGCUGUUAAAUGAUUAGAGGAUAAGAACUUAUCAGAUGUUGCUACUUUUGUUGUGUUCUUGCAGCAAAUAGAGGGUUCCAUUCAACUGGAGUGAAGAGGAUGGGAGGAGGCCAUGGUCACGGCCAUGAUGAGCCAUACUACCUUCAUGCCAAACACAUGUACAACCUGGACAGGAUGAAAUAUCAGGGGCUUAAGAUGUCUCUUGGUGUCUUCACAGCCUUCAGCAUUGGUGUUGUUGUUCCUGUCUACGCUGUCAUUUUCCAGCAGAAAAAGACUGCAUCUGCCUAAGUCAUGAUGAUUAGCCUCUUGUUGCAAAAUAAUAGAAACAAUUCUUGAAUGCUUUCGGAGUAAACCGUUGGAAUGGUUUAAGCCAAUAACACUCAACAGUUUGGUUUUUUGCAUUUCUGGCUGUUUUAUCUUCACCAUUUUUAAUGGAAGUCAGGAUUUUCUAUUGCAUUUGGUAAUAAUAUUUGAUGAACCAAUCUUGAUACUAUUGUUUGCUCUGUCAUUUGCUUGAAAUUUUAAAAGUUGGUGGCUUUCCACAUUUUAUCCUU
This is a messenger RNA of Rubroshorea leprosula, 555 nucleotides long. NCBI's taxonomy places the organism in Eukaryota, Viridiplantae, Streptophyta, Magnoliopsida, Malvales, Dipterocarpaceae. The record is from the annotation of a GenBank genome assembly.